This is a messenger RNA of Mytilinidion resinicola, 3936 nucleotides long. RefSeq lists its product as uncharacterized. Bases 1 to 3936 code for a protein of 1311 amino acids. The transcript is spliced from 2 exons. Lineage: Eukaryota; Fungi; Ascomycota; Dothideomycetes; Mytilinidiales; Mytilinidiaceae. The record is from RefSeq and is a predicted model, not a curated record. Gene Ontology annotation, biological process: regulation of GTPase activity.
AUGGACCCACGGCAGCGACAAAGCAGGAAGAGGAACGGCUUGCCAGACCCGUCCGACGACCCACGCGCCAACUACACGAUCCGCGCCGUCACGCCCGACGACGACUCCAUCCCCGAGGACGGCAUCGCGAAGCAGCGCGACCCCAGAGUCGCCGUCUCGUCGCCCCAGGUCUCGCCGCGCGCCCUGCAGCGCGACAGUCCCCGGAGCUUUGUGGCCCGCUCCAACUCGAAUGAUGGAGAGUACUCGCUCAGAGGUCUGAGGGACUCGCACACCCGUCCACGCACCCGCACGCUGGAGGAGCGCACCACCCGCGACAAGUCGCCGCCCAACCUGUUCAUGACCAGCCGCCAUCGCAUUGGCUCUGUGCAUUCCACCGGCUCUGCAAACUUCCAGGGCCUCGAGGAAGCCGUCACGUCCAUCGGCCAUCCGUCGACCAUCUCUGCGCCCUCGCACUCGGCCUCCCGCGCCUCCAAUUCCAGCCGCAGCCGCAUGGUCAAGCAGCCUCCUCGCACAACCUCGCCCGUACCCCACACUGUGACCGCAACCACUGCGCAGCCCGAUUCCUGGGUCUCGCCCGUGCCCGCGUCCGAUGCCCGCAAGGUCCUGAAGCUCAUGAGGGCGACGUGUGGGAGGAUGCAGGGCAUGCUUGCGUUUCGCCGGGGAGAAAGCAAUCCGUGGUCGCUGUCAUACUGCUAUAUCAACGAGGAGUCGGGCAGCUUGGUCUACGAGCCCAAGAGCGACAAUUCAUACCACAGAACACUCGUCCCAGACCUGAGAGGCUGCCGCGUCAAGAGCGCAUACGACGCUGAGUCAUAUACCGCCUUUAUAGAUGUUUCUCUGCACAACUCGAGUCUAGAAGUCCAUCUGCGGCCGCCGACUCAGGAGGAGUUUGACUCGUGGUUCGCGGCGCUUCUGUGCUGGCAGCCAAUCCGCCCCAAAGGCAUCCAGAACAAAAUGGCCAAACCGCAGACUCCAUUGGUCCCGGAGCGGCGCCUUGUCGAAAGCCGCAGGCACUCCGAGGUAUCACUACUCAAGGAGGCGCCAAUUAUCAAAGUUGGGAAGAUGAUCUACUGGGAUACGAACGUGUCCUACAGCAACGUUGGGGCUUCGAAAUCCGCUGCCAGGCCGCAGGCCUACAGGCUCCAAAGCCACGGAUCUCGGCGGUGGAGAAGAGUGUCUUGCACAUUGCGUGAGAACGGAGAGCUGAAGCUGUUUGCAGACACCGACGUAACUUUAGUUUCUGUUGUUCAGCUAUCCCAGCUAUCUCGCUGCGCCGUGCAGCGACUAGACCCCUCUGUGCUCGACAACGAAUUCUGCAUUGCUAUAUAUCCACAGUACACCUCAAUGGCCACAUCCAUAUCAUUGCUACGACCCAUAUUUCUCUCUCUAGAAUCUCGUGUUCUAUAUGAAGUCUGGAUUGUUCUCCUCCGAGCUUUCACCAUCCCGCAGCUGUAUGGUCCGAAGCAGCCAGAUCUUGCGGAGGAACCUACGGUAUCCCCAAAUUUUACUUCGACAAUGCAGGACAUGUUCCGCAUGGAACGUUCUCUAAUGAUUAAAGUAGUCGAGGCUCGGUUAAUGCCUCCUUUGAGCCCUAAAGUUGCCGACUACAACGUCCCGAAUAGGCCGCCAUCGUCCAAUACGAACAAGUCUGGAGGCUACUACGUUGAGGUUCUUCUGGACGGCGAAACAAGAGCCCGAACCAUGGUCAAGAAUGAGGGAAACACACCCUUCUGGCGAGAGGAGUUUGAGUUUCUCGAUCUUCCAGCUGUGCUUUCUACAGCUUCACUUUUGUUGAAGAAGCGCCCGCCCAGCCAAGGCCAAAAGGAGCGAGCCCACCACGACCCUCAGCCGACAUCCGAAGCAUUUAGUUCGUCUGAUGGCACGGGCGGAUAUACGGGCAUCUCGUUCGAUCAGACUUGUGGCAAGGUAGAUGUGUACCUCGAUGAUCUUGGCCCAACCCAAGAGCUGGAAAAGUGGUGGCCACUCGUUAACAUGUACGGCAAUAGUGUUGGAGAAGUCCUCGUCAAAGUCAGCGCCGAAGAAGUGGUGAUAUUGAUGGCUCGCGAUUAUCAACCCAUGUCCGAGCUUCUCCAUCGAUUUUCUAACGGCCUCACACUUCAACUAUCCCAGAUGGUCCCCAACGAGCUAAAGAGACUCUCCGAGUGUCUCCUCAACAUCUUUCAAGUCUCUGGCCAAGCUGGGGAGUGGAUAAUGGCUUUGGUGGAGGAAGAAAUUGACGGGACUCUCAAGGAAACACCAGCAAGCAGACUAAGAUUCAGCAGGCGAUUAGGCUCCAGCGACUCGAGCGAAUCCUUCGGCUCAUCGAGUGAUCGCGAACUGUUUGUUCGAGAUCUUGGUAACUCUGCAAAAUUGGAAGCCAACCUGUUGUUCCGCGGCAACACUCUAUUAACCAAAGCACUAGAUUUCCACAUGAAGCGAUUAGGCAAGGAGUAUCUCGAGGAGACACUUUGUGAGAAGCUGAAGGAAAUAAGCGAAAAAGACCCCGAUUGUGAGGUCGACCCUAACAGGAUCCACUCUCAGCAUGAGCUAGAUCGAAAUUGGAGAAGGCUCAUUAAUCUCACCGAGGAUCUAUGGAAAGCAAUAUACAACUCGGUAUCGCGAUGUCCUCAAGAAUUACGAAUGAUCUUCCGGCACAUCCGAGCUUGUGCAGAAGACCGGUACGGCGACUUCCUCAGGACUGUGACGUAUAGUAGUGUCUCUGGUUUCCUAUUUCUUCGUUUCUUCUGCCCUGCGGUCCUCAAUCCAAAACUCUUCGGGCUGCUAAAAGAUCAUCCUAAACCAAAGGCGAGGCGAACACUUACAUUGAUUGCAAAGUCGCUGCAAGGGUUGGCUAACAUGUCAACUUUCGGAGCCAAAGAACAAUGGAUGGAGCCAAUGAACACCUUCUUAUCGUCCCACCGACAGGAAUUUAAAUCGUACAUUGAUAACAUUUGCUCGAUCUCCUCGGCAACCUUAACCCUUUCACCAAUUCCGCCCUCCUACAGCACACCCCUCGCGAUCCUGCAGCGCCUUCCACCCACCUCUCGUGAAGGGUUUCCCUCCCUUCCUUAUCUGAUCGACCACGCGCGCAACUUCGCUGCACUCGUCGACUUGUGGCUAAAUAACACCGUCUCGUCAGCCCAUAACAUUCAGCAGUCGGAUGGCGAUCUCCUGCGCUUCCACGAUAUCUGUACCUCGCUACACCAACGCACUGCGGAUUGCCUAAACCGGGCUGAGCGUGCAGAGCGCCCAUCCUCUAGUCUAAGUGUCAAAUGGGAAGAACUGGUAGAGCAACUUGAAAGCUCGGCAAGUUUCGAGCCUGUAGGCCAUUCAGUGAGAAAGGGCAGCAUGUCAGCUCCGAACAGCCCCGAUGACGAUCGCCCAAGCUCGUCUAGCGCCAGCACGCCAGUGACAAUGAAAUCGCUUCCUGUCCGGGGUUCCAGACACCAUGCCAGCUCAUCGACCAGUAUGCCAAUGGGUUCUGCUGUUUCAAUAGCCUCUGUAGCUUCGGCGACCGCAACCCCCGGAGGAAGCAGAUAUACGCGAAGCCUAGGAACUGCAUCGGCGUCAGCGUCGGCCUCUGCAUCUGCAACCGAGGAAACACCACCUGGAUCCAGAGAUGGAUUGGGGAUGUCAGCAAGCCAGUCGUUUACUGCUAACCCCAACACGCAUAUCAAUCUCUCAGCUAUUGCACCGUCUCGGUUCGCUUCUGGUACCCACAGCUCAGGAACUCGUAGUCUAGAAGGUAGCGAGGGCGCGCUCAGUGCAAGUGGGGAGGAGUACACGACCGCUCUUCCGCGGUUCGGAGAACGGGAGCGCGAACGCGCGCGAGAGAGAGAAAGAAGAGAGGGCAGAGGGAUUAGAAACGUUCUUCCCGGCUUCAAGAAGAAAGGGAAGAAAGACAAGGGCGAGAAGGAGGGAGACAAGGACAGCUGA